Molecule: messenger RNA, 1214 nt
Organism: Pimephales promelas (fathead minnow)
Lineage: Eukaryota; Metazoa; Chordata; Actinopteri; Cypriniformes; Leuciscidae
Source: RefSeq, a predicted model, not a curated record
CAUCAGUGUGCUUUUAUUCCAGGCUGGCGGUGCAAUGCUGUACACAUGCAAAUGUAUAUGCUGGAGGGGGCAUCAAGAUGGAACAUGGGCCGGGCCAAGGAGGCAGUAGAUGUGGAGGGGGCCUCAAACCUUAGAAGCUUUGAUGUUCACUUGAUGUCCCAACUUAAUAACUUAAGCCAGCGCGUCCAUGGUUGUGCUCUGGUGCCAGAGAUCACUCUACCCGGAAAAUCUACUGGCGAGCGCAUAGCAGUGGAAUAUUUAUUGGCCCAGACCAACAGAGGUGACCUGCUGGCUCCAUCGCAGGUCUCUGAAAUCCCAUCGCAGGUGCUUGAGGAGGAGGAUGAGCUAGAUGACACCAUCAGCACGCUUGACAUUGUCUGCCAGUCAGCUGAGAUAGGGGCUGGUGAUCCCCCAAGUGCUGUGGCGGAUGACACUGAACCCGGACCCCUCAUCACGGAGACCAGCCAAUGUGACUCGAGGGGCGUUGUGGGAUGGGAGGCAGUUGAUGCCCUUGCAGCCUACCUAGUUGGCUUGAAUCGUACCAUCACCGCCUUGUCAGCCAAGGAGGAGACGGACAUAGUCCACCUGUACACAGCUCUCCAUGCCAUUGACAAGACACCUUCAAGGUACACCCAGAAAGCUAGUGCGUCAGGAGGACCGUGGAAAGCACCCAGGAAGCCGAGUGGCUCUGCUCCCGGACAGCAGGCGGCAGAGAGACUAUACAUGACUCACGGCCAAGCAGCGCAGGACCCCGAAGUACACAGGGUCAGUGAGUGUGUUUGCCUCAGACUUGCCAAAGAGUUUGAGCAGUCACGCAACAGGCCAAAGGACACAAAGGGGAAAACCAUGCCCAUCCCUCAGUCCAUUGUCAGUGUCUACAGCCACAUCAAACAGCUGCUGGAGGACAGCAGGGUUGUCCUGGACCAGACGAACCUGGUUCUGGUGCCGGUUAACAACACCACAGUCUCUUCAUGGCUACUAAGGAGGGAUAAAAGGAAGGAAGGGACAUACUGCUGCAAGGCACUGUACUUCCCAAACAGCUCCACCUGGCCAAGGAGCCUCUCCCUGCAAUGAACUCACUUCCAGCUGCCCCUGUGCAACAUGCACAUGAAGUGAUGAGAUUUGAGGAGCCUGAAAACCACGAGGGGGAAGCUUUCCCCCGCCAGCGCACUCUAGCAGCAAGUAAGCCUGUGUUCUCUCCGCCAUCUCCACCU